ACGCAGGAGAAAACCUGGGUGGCAUUUCUCCUGUAGUUGGAUUUGUUGUCGUUUGCCAGAAGGAUGGUGCUGGACAAGGAGGAGAGUGUGUCUCUCGUGUCCCUCCAAUCCAGAGAGAAGCCGAGAGGCUGCGCUGGCUGCAACGGGAAGAUCAGGGACCGCUUCAUGCUGCAGGCGUUGGACAGGUACUGGCAUGAGGACUGUCUGAAGUGUGCCUGCUGUGACUGCCGCCUGGGCCGCGUGGGCUCCACCCUCUACACCCGGGCCAACCUCAUCCUCUGCCGCAGGGACUACCUGAGGCUCUUUGGGGUGACGGGGAACUGUGCAGCCUGCAGUAAGCUGAUCCCUGCCUUUGAGAUGGUGAUGAGAGCCAGAGACAACGUCUACCAUUUAGACUGCUUCGCCUGUCAGCUCUGCCGCCAGAGAUUUUGCGUGGGAGACAAGUUUUUCCUCAAGAACAACAUGAUCCUGUGCCAGCUGGACUAUGAAGGAGGUCAUCUUAACGGCAGCACUGAGAGGCAGCCUCAAUAAGAGAUGAGGAACAGGACGACUGUGAGCCAGUUGGACUAUGAAAGAAGUAGCUCACAGAAGCACAGUCCUCAUCAGCUUCCUGUUUCAGACUGAACCAGCAUGUGUGGAAAAAACAACACGGAUGGGACACAUUUCCAGCAGCCUGUGUUUGAACUCUUUAACAUGGAGCUGCUCGGUUAAAUUAUAUUUCUGAUCAGUUGGACUAGAGGUCCACCAGGACGGACUGAAACGACAAGGAGGACGUUGUCUAAGGGACAGAGCACUUAAUGUGGACUGUGAUGAAACAUAGAGCAACUAGUGUUUGCAAAUAAUCCGUAGAGUCUGUUCACCAAACUUGAAACAGUAGAUGGAUGGAGUGAAGCCAGUCAGGCCACAAAAAUCAUCAACCGAGUCAUCCAUCACAGACAAAAAUACUAAGUUGUCUUUUUAACCUUCCCUGUGAUCGUCAAAUCGCUCUGGCAGUCGCUGAGCUGUCUUUGUGGUGAACUCCACCCACCUGGCAUGCAGGAAGCCCUAAAACAAACUGACACAUCUUUUCAAAUAUUAUUUGGUUCAGUUCAACAACUGUGGAGGAUCAACUUGAUCUCUUCGUCUCUGAAGACAGAACGGAACAGCGUUGGACUUCAAGCCGGCUGUUGUUGUGUUUUUACUCUGAUACCAAGCUGUUUUUUUUUCUUGAAUGAAUAAACUGAAUGUUA
Molecule: messenger RNA, 1229 nt
Organism: Scomber scombrus (Atlantic mackerel)
Lineage: Eukaryota; Metazoa; Chordata; Actinopteri; Scombriformes; Scombridae
Product: rhombotin-1-like
Exons: 5
Coding region: 64-531 (155 amino acids)
Biological process (GO): positive regulation of transcription by RNA polymerase II
Cellular component (GO): nucleus
Molecular function (GO): transcription coactivator activity; DNA-binding transcription factor binding
Source: RefSeq, a predicted model, not a curated record